AUGUCUCUUCACAGUGAAAUGGAGCGUCAGGAGUUGGAAUGUAGAUUUCAGAAUUUGAUGAGGAGCUCCAAUGAAUGCGAAAAAUCCUCACUGAAAGUGCUUCGUGCUGAGUACAAAAAAUUCAUGGAUGAGGACAGGCAGCGUGCGGAACGAAAUGAGAAUCUACUGCAAACCUUGGAUCGUAUUGAUUUCCAGGCGGCGGCUCUGGCCGCCAAAACGGAGCGUUUAAAGUUGCUAAAGACACAGUAUAAAACACUGCUGCUGAAAAAUUGGAACGACACUGGAAGUCGAAUAGUUUCGCAUAGAUCAAAUAUAUCAAGUCCACAGGACUCUGUGCCGAUGAGAUAUGCCAGGACGUCCCCAGUUUACCACUAUCAGGGGCCGAAUUACUGGUCUGAGGCGGAAUGCGGUGCGAAGAGUGCACCACAGAUUCGUGAUAUGGAAAUUCAAACGUCACUUUCCAUGUUUGACAUGGAGCAAUCUUCAUCCGUGAGCUCUUGGGCGGCGUCAGGAGUCUGGCGCGAGAGUCAGGCGCCCCGAGGGGGCAAUCAAGGUGGAAAAUCGUCGAGAGGUGGGGCAAAUCACCUGGAUAACUCCGAGUCUGGUGAAAAAGUAACACCUGAGCUGAAUAAAACGCUUCCCAAUUCCGCAGCAACUUCCACAAUUACAACUUCUAAAUCUGAUUAUUCCACUCCGGCCAUUGAGAGUCACAGUGAGGCGAUCAGUGAGGCGGCGGCGGUGGGUGGGAGGGUAAUGAAUGAGGAUACGCCGAAGACACCCACACCGACUGAGGAGCCACACAAGGAGCCGUUCUAUCUGCGCGAUGUGCCGGAGAGGAGCGCAGAUGAGCAGGAAGUGGAGGAUGGCAGAGGAAUGCCCGAGUGUGACAUACCUGCGAACCGUGAGGGACACGAGGAAGUGGCACAGAAGACAAUUGAUAGUGGACAAGAGAUAAGGGAACAAUUGGGUAAUUUAUCAAGAGAGCCAGCAAAGCCACAUACCUCAUCUCUGCGACAUGCUCUCCUCAAGAACACAAAGCACGAGCUGAUGGGGAGUCGAAGCGGAGGUGACAAGGGUGGCCAGAAGGUCGUUAAGAGAGUGGAAUUUUGUCUAGAUCAAAAUGAAUCACACGAAGACACCAAGAGUCAAUGGAAUGUAGAUGGGAUUAGAGCAACAGCCCCAACCCACCAGUCGGCAGAGAUUGAAGAGGAUACCCAAGAAUACACCGCGGAGGAGAGGCCUUUGAUGUCACCCUAUCAACGCCAGCCCCCGGAGACCUUUGAGGCUCACCAGAUGGAUGACCAAUUCGACGAUGAAUACGAUCCCGAUGAACUCGAGAGUGUGACACAAGAGGAGUCACAUACAGAUGGUAUACAGUUUCAAGAGGACUCUGGCGAAGUGACAGGGGAAAUUCUCGAUGGUCAAAGGGAUUACAUCACUGAGGAUUCUCACACUGAAUUGACUCAACAGACAGCCAAUUACCAACACUAUCCUGACACAGUUCAAGAAACCGAUUCCUAUUACGCGGGCGUUGAGGACAACCUCCAACCGGUGGUUGGUGAGGGUGCAUAUAUUCAAGACGCAUCAUUUGCCGCUCAGGGUGACUACAUGCCUGACAACGUUGAACCUCAGAGCGACUCAUCGUCAACACCGGCGGCGCAAGUGUUGACUCAAGACACAAUGGUGGAGCAGAGCGAAUCAUCCUAUCAACAAUUCAUUAGCCCCGAUGCCACUGCUCAGCCAGACACGUACCUGGACAGCGGUUUCACAGCUCAGGCUGAGUACUUGGGCGCGCCGCAGCAGCAGCAGCAGGAAUUCGGCCCUAAUGAAGUGUACCCGGCCAGUGAGUACCAGUACGAGGGGGCGGCAAUCAAUCAGCAGCCGGCGGAGUAUGUGAACUAUGACGUCACGGGUGCAGCUCAGGAGUACGAUCCCAAUCAGGGCAUGGUGGCUUAUGAGCAGAAUUAUGCGACAUACGACGGACAGGAUGUCCAUUAUCCUGCCGCUGGAACAAUGCAGGAGGGCUACGAGCAGGGUUAUUCAGAUGUAAAUUACGUGGAGGCCGGCGGUGGGGACUAUGCGGGCGCGGACGCGGGACAGGGCUACGAGCAGGGCCGUGAGGGGGUGUACAUGAGUGAGGCGCCGCAGGAGCAAAUUUACCCAAACUUCCAGAACAAUCAAUACGGCCAGCAGGAAGAGCCGGGCGAUUACUACAACUUGAGCGAACAACCAGUGGCAUCUAAUCAAGAGGCCGGCUCUGUGCAAACCCUUCAGGCGGAAAAUGCAAAUCAGGAAGCCACCUCACUCCCCACAACAUACUCCGAUGACUCAGCCACCUUCGCCCCCCAGCAGCCACUGGCCGAGCCCGAGGACACCAAAGUGGCCAAGAGCAACUUCUUGGACAGCAGCAGCAGCAGCGAGUCUGAGAGGAGGCCAAAAGUGAAGUUCGCAGAUGAGGUGCAAAAGGCAGCAGUCAACGAUGAGAGCGACUUUGACUUCUCAUCGCACAGAGAUGAUAAAUAAAAUUAUGUGAACUCGUCCAAUAGACACAAACACCUGUAGACAUUUCAGAAUUCACGCUUCAAUUGCAGCUGCAUCCACAUUGACUUUGUUGCUGAAGCAUUCCCUCUUUUCCUUGACAAUAAAUGGCCAGACA
Molecule: messenger RNA, 2656 nt
Organism: Phlebotomus argentipes
Lineage: Eukaryota; Metazoa; Arthropoda; Insecta; Diptera; Psychodidae
Exons: 4
Coding region: 1-2523 (840 amino acids)
Source: RefSeq, a predicted model, not a curated record